AUUGCAGUAUCUUCUUGUUCCUGCAGAACUUAAAAUUAAUAAUAGAAAGAAUGGGAAUAAGGGCUCUCCCUUUAUCUUCUUCCCAAAGUUAUUAUCCCUCGUUUGGAGGGACUCUGCAAAACACUUCCUCAUUUAGGAUCAACAAGAGCUCUUACUCAAGAAGAAUUUGUGCUAAAUCAGAUGAGAAGAGUGAGGAGGGAGAGACCACAAAGAGUAAACAAUCUCUCUUCACAAGUUUAACUGAUGCUCUUGACUUCUCUCAAGUUAGAUCUGCCGAGGAUGCCCAACUCUUGGAAGAGGCUAGAGAAUCCACCACUUCCGGCGAAAAGAUGACAAGGGAGCAGUAUGCUGCUCUUAGACGGAAGAUUGGUGGGACUUACAAGGAUUUCUUCAAAUCCUAUGUUGAUGUUGAUGGGCAAUAUGUUGAAGAAGGUUGGGUUGACAAAACAUGCAAGGUCUGCAAGAAAGACACCAAAGGUGAGCCACGGCAAUUAGACAAUUUAGGCAGAUAUGUUCAUGUCGCAUGUUUAGAGAAAUCCAGAUCUGGCAACUUCUUUACAAGACUCUUCUCAAGAUAGCAAACCUCAUCAUUUCUCCUUUUUCUUAUAACUUGUACUUCUCAUUACUGAUAAUAUAGCCAAAGGCAAAAUGAGAUAUGAUGUUCAACCUUGGCCCUAGC
This is a messenger RNA of Telopea speciosissima, 679 nucleotides long. RefSeq lists its product as uncharacterized. Gene Ontology annotation, molecular function: DNA binding; zinc ion binding. Gene Ontology annotation, cellular component: nucleus. Bases 51 to 578 code for a protein of 175 amino acids. Gene Ontology annotation, biological process: chloroplast organization; positive regulation of DNA-templated transcription. NCBI's taxonomy places the organism in Eukaryota, Viridiplantae, Streptophyta, Magnoliopsida, Proteales, Proteaceae. The record is from RefSeq and is a predicted model, not a curated record. The transcript is spliced from 3 exons.